CUCUUACAUCUUCCUGUAUAAAUUAUAUGUCCGGUUCGACAUACUACUGUCUUCCGCUUGUCCUUUGGAGUUGACCUACCGCGUUACGUCAUUCAUGUCUUACUCGCCCAAAAGUACUUACGUUCCAGGUGAACGCAACACUCCACCAGCGGAUGCACCUACGAGACGCACCGUUCUGUCUAUGAGCGAAUUCCUGCACAGUGGCCCUUUAGACAUACCAGCCAGUACACCCUCAGAUGUUGGUGGCGGUGCGCCGCGCCUCUCAAGUCGCCUUAGCGACAGCCGACUGCGUUUCAUCAAGAAGGUACCAAUUGACCCCAGAAGCGAUCUUUGCUCUCCGAGAGACCGAAGAGCUGCCCUUGCUGUGUAUGACGAGGCUAUUGAGAAUAUCAAAAACGGAAAAGGACAUCAUAUCGACGUGGAGACAGAGGCCGAAGCCAAGAUUGAGACAAUACUGGGGAUAAGAAGCGCAGCUCCGUCUCACCUUGUGUUCCAGAAGAACCUUCUCUUACCCAUCGAUCCAACAUAUGCAGAACCUCGCAUAGAGGCCAGCGAUGAUACAUUAGGUUAUCAUGCGUCUUGGAGAUUACAUGAAUGGCGACAAGAUGGUUGGCCAGCAUUGAUCCCAGGAAGGGCCAUUGAGAAAGAGAAGACCAUGAAAGGUGACCCUAGUACGUGGCGCGAGCGGGACUGGUCGUGAGAGUCAAGUGAGAGUUGGCCUAAUCUGGGUGGAUAGACAAUAUAGUGAGUCGCUAGUAUGACGAAGUAGCAGUAGGUGCGUAAUCCAUCUAUGAAAAGCUAUCAUCAGACGUACGAACUUUAUGAGGUUGGGAGAUUGUACCGCGGUAACCAAAGCAUAGUUCAAAGACUGC
This is a messenger RNA of Alternaria alternata, 872 nucleotides long. RefSeq lists its product as hypothetical. Bases 95 to 700 code for a protein of 201 amino acids. NCBI's taxonomy places the organism in Eukaryota, Fungi, Ascomycota, Dothideomycetes, Pleosporales, Pleosporaceae. The transcript has a single exon. The record is from RefSeq and is a predicted model, not a curated record.